AUGCUGUUGGCUGAAAAAAAAAUCGCUGGAGACUUACGUUUCCCUCACUAACUUUAAACAUCAGCUAUCUGAGCAGCUAACUGAUCGCUGCAGCUGUAAAUAGCCCAUCCAAUCUACCUAGCACAUUCCAUAUUGUUUUUAUGUACUUUUCUGCUCUUUUGCACACCAGUAUUUCUACUUGCACAUCACCAUCUGCUCAUCUAUCACUCCAGGGUUAAUUUGCUAAAUUGUAAUUACUUCGCUACUAUGGCCUAUUUAUUGCCUUACCUCCGCACGCCAUUUGCACACACUGUAUAUAGACUUAAUUGUUUUAUGUGUUAUUGACUGUACGCUUGUUUAUUCCAUUUGUAACUCUGUUGUUGUUUGUGUCGCACUGCUUUGCUUUAUCUUGGCCAGGUCGCAGUUGUAAAUGAGAACUUGUUCUCAACUAGCUUACCUGGUUUAAAUAAAGCUCUACCGCCAUGGUGACCGAUCCCCAGUCAAAGCCUACCCUACGGAUCGCUACCAGGAGAGCUCUUGGCCCCAGGGCUUUGGACAGCUCUCGCAGGAAGGAAUGAGGCAGCACUUUGAGCUGGGACAGGUGCUGCGGAAACGCUAUCAGGGUUUUCUAAAUGACACUUAUGACCGACGUGAGAUUUCUGUGAGGAGCACAGACUAUGACCGGACCUUGAUGAGUGCAGAGGCCAACCUGGCAGGAUUGUACCCUCCCAAUGGGUCACAGGUCUUCAACCCAUCACUGGAGUGGCAGCCUAUUCCUGUUCACACUGUGCCCCAGGAUGAGGAGAGGCUUUUGUCGUUUCCCAUUCCGGGUUGCCCUCGUUAUAAAAUCCUCAUGAAUGAGACUGAACGCACAGAAAAGUACCUCAACAUGACAUUUCUAUACAAAGAUCUAAUAGCGACGGUACGGGAGAAAACUGGUCUGAAGAACACCACCAUUGAGACUGUUUGGAGUGUCCAUGACACCCUGUUCUGUGAGGCAAGGCACAACAUGACCGCUCCUGACUGGGUGACCCCUGAGAUCAUGGAUGAUCUGAGGAAGCUCAAGGACUUUGGCUUUGAAAUCCUGUUUGAGGUCUACAAGCAUCAGGAGAAAAGCCGUCUCCAAGGAGGUGUCCUCUUGGGUAGCAUUGUAAAUAACAUCUCGGAGUCUGCUCUUCCCGGCUCUAAUCGCCGUCUGAAGAUGAUGAUGCUCUCUGCGCAUGACACCACCGUUGUGGCUUUGCAGUCGAGUUUGAGUAUCUUCAAUGGAAAGCAGCCGCCCUAUGCCUCCUGCCACAUAUUUGAACUCUAUCAGGAAGACAACGGAUCAUUCACAGUGGCCAUGUUUUAUCGCAAUGACACCACAAGAGCGCCUUACCAACUGGCUAUACCUAGCUGUGACCUCUUCUGCCCACUGGAGGACUUUGUGCGCCUCACCAAACCAUCCAUCCCAGAGGAUUGGGACAAGGAGUGCAUGGUUGAGUCUCCUACAAAGGAUACAGAGGUGGUCAUCGGACUAGCAGUUUGUGGCUGUUUGCUCUUCCUCCUUAUCGUCCUCCUGCUCGCUGUGCUUUGUCGGCAACGUGAUCCCUCCAACGGCUACAGUCACGUUCACAAUGAGAUUGAAUCUUGACAAAAGUACAAACUCCACCGUAGGCAGGAUUCAUGGAAGAGUGAAGAUGUUGUUUGAAUGCCUCCCAGCUCUGCCCCCUGGUGGGGGAUGCAGGAAAAGGGAACACUAGACUCCUAGUGCAACUUUUUAAACUUUUUUUUUUUUUUUUUUUUUUCUUCAAAGGGGACUGUGACCUUUCACCAAAAAUGCACAUGCACUUACUGGGGAGGACAAAGGUUAUCUAGUCUUCUAGUGAACUGUUGUCAUGGUAAGUAUUCUUAAGCUUGUGAAUGAAGUUGGCUACUGCAUUCGGACAAAAUUGGCUUUUUUAAUGUUUUCAAUUACUACUUGUACUCAUGGGUCCAAGUCACCUGACCAGCGUUCUUACAAAAUGUGGACCACUGGAUGCUUCAUGCUUGUUUGAUGGAGAAUAAUGAUCAUUGUGACACUGAACCCGAGGACUGCUUGUGCUUCAUUCUCUCCAAGGAACAGAUUUUGGCCGACUACUGCGCAUUCUUUCUAGCAAGUAAUUUGAUAAAGAAUGCUAUUCAUUUCCUCUGGUGGUGAUUGUCAUGGUACUUGGAGAAGCCUUCACAUCAUGGUAGUCUUGGUAAAGGCUUUGCUCUAUAUGUCAGAGGCAUGUACUAAAAAGCCGGUCAUGCUUUGUGCCUAGGGCUGUUAGAUUCAAUUUAAGGCACAGUAAUUCAGUUAUUUGCUGAAAAAGAUACAUGUAUAUAAGUGUGACUGCCCUCUUUCUGCUCUUUUAAAACUGCCUCUGAGGUUUAGACUUUUUUUUUUUUUAGGAACAAGUGAUUACUUAGUUUUUUAAAUUUCCCCCAAAGUAAAAAAAUAAAUAAAAUACAUUAUAAUUUUUACAAUAUAAAUACAGUAUAAUACCUUUUAAGUUACUGAGUGCAGUGUUCACAACCUGAGGGGGCUCUCCGCUGAGUUCCCAUCAAACAAGUCACUCCGACCAAGGUAAAGACAGAUUCAGGCUGUAUAUUUGACGGAUAUCCACCUGUAGUUUUCCUUACAUCCGCCAACCGCAGUUAGGAACGGUCAACAUAUUGACAAAUCACAUUUUUCAAAUUUCAAUAGCUUUUUAACUAUUACUCCUAAAACUUUCAAAACUGGUUCUAGCUAACCCAAUGGCAUAGACACACAUUGCACACACUUUGUUUUGGUCAUUUUACAUCUCGCACUAUUUUAAAUUAUUUAUAUAUAUUUUUUACAUUUCAAUAGCUCCUUGGUCAUGUGACCCGACUUCAAACGAGGUUCAGAAUUUCCAAUGAUUACCCUUGUAUAUUGCACACUCUUUAGUUUGUCCAUUCAUCUCACACGAUUUUACAUGUAAUGUGACCGACUGACCUCAAACUACUUUCAGAAUGUCCACGGACUGGCGGAGACGGGCGCCACGAGGCAUCCAGUGCGGUAAUGCAGCCGAUCCCGGAGAAGCUGGCGGGAGCCCUGGAAUGGGUUCGCCACGAGAGAGGGGCCCAAGCCCUGGAAAGCGUUGCUGUUUCGGUGCUGUCCGGAGAGCUCUCCCUGGCUCUUGAAAGUUCGGGGGAGAGGGUGUAAAUCUCACGCCAGGCCAUAUUACUUUACUAUAUCCGCAGCAGGUCUCCAAUGUGAACAGCCUCUGGGAUGUUAUAACAAUGUAGGUAAGGGAAGUUGGAAAAAAAGAUCCGUAACUUCGGGAUAAGGAUUGGCUCUAAGGGCUGGGUCGGUCGAGCUGGGGUGCGAAGUGGGGCUGGGCUCAAACCGCGGCUGGGGGAGCAGUCCCUCCGUCACCCUCCUUUCACCACCAUUUCAUUGUGUGGCCCAUCUCGCGGUCUCUUGCGUGUGGUCUCGCAAGGGUCUGCGUGCGGGGAUUCGUCGGGGUGGUGUCCAUCGGCGGACCGGUGGGGGGUUGGGUCCGGCGAUUGGUGGCGGCAACUCUAGACGCACGCUGGGCCCUUCUCGCGGAUCUCUCCAGCUAUGGCACUUGCCUGCCCCAUGCAUUGUAGGUGGGGAGGUCUCCUCUACGCUCACUAGACUUGAGUCGGAGACUAAACCCAAUGGCCCCGCAGUGAUAGGGCAUUGCAUGGAUCUGGCUCAUGCCCUAAGAAGUGGGGAGAGGUAUCUCCAGCUUGUCUGGGGAGGGAGGCCUAUGUCUGAUGUGGGUAGUACCAUCCACGCCCAGGGAUUUGUACGUAGCAGAGCAGGUCACUCGCUGCAAUCUAUUGAAAGUCAGCCCUCGAGCCAAGCUUUUGUCGGGGACGGAAGGCGUCUUCCUCCACCAUCCUCCUUUACUUAAGGGUUAACAGGUGCACGCAGAAGGGCCAGGGGCCAGACGGUGUGAGAGCCCAGGCAGGUGGGUAGAAGGCAUCAUUGGGCUCUGGAUAGGUAGGAGGCUAGGUGGUGGUCACCCAUCCGCCCGGGCCCGUCCUAUGGUGGGACUGUGAGUCCGGUUGGGACUCGCUGUGGAAGUCAAAAGGUCACCAGGUGCAAGAGGAGGCCUCCCACAUGGCGGUGGGCACUCAGUCUGAGCAGGGGCAGCUGGACUCAGGGGCUGGGGGCAGCACUCAGGCUGUGGAGGUUGGGUUGAGGACUGAGCAGGAAAAAGCGGGCGGGUCACCAGGUGCACAGAGAUUGUUUUAGGUUACCAGGUGCACAAGGAGAACUCCAAGGUGGGGAGCAGUCUGAGUCCAAGCAGGGGCGGCCGGACUCGAGGGGGUUGGGGGAAGCACUCAGGCCAUGAAUGUUGGUGUGGGGACUGAGCAGAAAAAAGCGGGCGGGUCACCAGGAGCACAGAGCCUGUUUUGACUGUAGACGUCUUAGUAAUUCCAGGGAGUAAGCUAUACUCUAAGGCCAAGGGAAAUGGGUGUUGACCGGGUAGGGAGAGUAGGUGUGGAGGCCUGGAGGUAUGUAGUUCCAGGGAGUAAGCUAUACACACUCAGGCCCAGGGAGAGGGCGGGCAGGGAGUAUAGGCCUAGAGACCAGGAGUCAGAGGUCACCAGGUCAAUAGGGGGCCUGCCUGGAGGUCAGGAAGGCCCAAGUGAAUAGGUGUGUGAGUGACACUGUCCUUCAGGGGUGCAGAGCAGGCAACUUAAUGUAAAAUCAUGUGAGAUGAAAAUGGACAACCUGAAGGGUGUGCAAUGUGUAGGCCCACUGACUGUACAUUCUGAACCUUGUUUGAAGUCAGGUCACAUGACCAAGGAGCUAUUGAAAUUCAAAUGUAAAAAAAGUUUGUACAUUGUUUACGCUCCCUAACUAAUUCAACUAGGAAUACAAAAUGCUGCUCACACAUGUUUAUUAGCUUUGCAAAGUGAAUUAAUGUCCAAAUCGUGAAAAUAUUACCUGUGCUGUAACACAAAAUAAAACAAUGAAUAAAAGUCCAAUGUUGGUAGUGACUGCCCAUUACUGCUUAACACUUAUUAACCAUUAUUUAUUCAUAUUACUUUACUAUAAUUUUAAUUGCUCCGCACUACCUGUAAUUCAAUUGUGUUUUCAUGGGCAAUGAGUAAUAAUAAUAGUGCCUAUUGUUUAACCAGACAUCUGGUUCAGGUUGUCCAACUGGUUUCAUGGGCCCAAUAAUCAUGUCUCCAUUUUAUCACAUCGCUACAGUCGAACUGCAAAGUAUUAAAAAAUAAAUAAAAUAAAAAGUUGUAUGCGUGACGGACUGGAGAGUAAUUCUUAUCUGUAAUAUUUUGUGUUAAAUCAUGAGCAAUUGGUUUCACCGUAGUGCUUGAAUUAUUGCAACAGUCCUUUGAGAUUGUUUGCCUUCACGUUUGCAAUGCUGUUUAACGUGAAUGAUUUUAUGUCCUGAUAUGCUGGAAAGUAGUUGUUGAAUGAUUUUAUGUCCUGAUAUGCUGGAAAGUAGUUGUAAGAAUUUUUUUUCACCUGGAAUUCGCAAUAUUUGAUUUGAGUCACUGUUUGCAUGUGGAUUGCUUAAUCAACUGCAUUUUGAGUGUCUUAUCAAUAAUGUUGUUUUAUUGCACCUUUUCAAUAAGUUGUUCCGUUCUUUAAAUUAUUUGGGUUAAUACUUGUUCCGAAAGCUAGGGGGAUGUACAGGUAACUGACAAAAAAAAGUGUCUUUAAUAGGGCGUUGGGCCGAUAGAUUCUACAAGGGGGGGGGUGAUACUGACCCAAAUUGAGCCCGAGUAAAUGGAACGUACAGUAAUUCCCUCUUUAUCCACUUCUCUCUAUGCGUAAUCUGACCUUGAAUUUAAACAUGAGAAUAGCAUGCGAGUCACCCGGUAUCAAAGAAAUGAAAGUGUGACACAGAUUUAACAGAUACGCUGUAUUCUGACUUUGACUUAAUUCCCCUCAUCAUUCCACCACCUUUACGCGCAAUUAAUAAAGUCGAGCAACCUGCCGGUUCCAAGUGAAACAACAUCUUUCUUUUUCCCAAUGGAAUUAACACAAUUCUCCAUGCACUGUAAUUUACAAAUUGAUAAGAGCUAGGAAAAUGAGUAAACUAUUUGGGGAAGGGGAUUGUAAAUCUAAAUGACAAUUGUUUUUGAUCUAUUUUACUUGGAGAUAAAUGUGACACCAGUCAUAUGGCAGCAAAGUGAAGCAUAUUACCAUAAUGUAUCACCUUUUCCACAGUGAAGUUUAUGAAAUGCUGGCUUUAUAACCUUUUCAGGGAUGAAAUUUAUUUGGAGAGCCAAGCUGUAGACUUCGUAGCCAUUCGCAAAUGACCAUAUAGCGCCAAACCUACAGUUGAUGUAUGAUUAUUAGGGUAGAUUUAUAGCACUACUGUUCAACCCCUAUUGUACACUUUUCUCACCUUACAAUAUUUAAUCGAUGUAUCAACUGAAUAUGGCAACUUUCAGGAUGAAUCAAACCACUGUAUUUUUUAUCCUCCCAUAUACUUUGUGCAUAAAAGCUCUCCAAACCGUUUUUUUGUAUUAUUCAUAAAUACUUUCCUAACCCUAAAUAAUAUACAAUAUCAGAUUUUUAAAGCUACCAUUGUGGUAAAAAAUUUCACUAUAUUUUAGUGAGUCUGUCAAGAAAAUGUUAAGGCAAGGUGAAUUUAGAAUAAGUGAGACACUUUUUGCAUUUCCAAAUUCUUUUUCGACAUCUAUCCAACAUAUUAGCUCAACACGUGACAUUUGUAAAAUCCUCAAGAUGUUUCCUAAUGUCACUGAUUUACCAUGUGCUUUGUGGGGUGGGCUUCCUGUUUGAAGCUUGCUCUACAUCAUGUCAAUAAAGUGAUAUAAUUUUGA
This is a messenger RNA of Salvelinus fontinalis (brook trout), 6801 nucleotides long. Its product is annotated as lysosomal acid phosphatase-like. Gene Ontology annotation, molecular function: acid phosphatase activity. Gene Ontology annotation, biological process: dephosphorylation; lysosome organization. Gene Ontology annotation, cellular component: lysosome. NCBI's taxonomy places the organism in Eukaryota, Metazoa, Chordata, Actinopteri, Salmoniformes, Salmonidae. The record is from RefSeq and is a predicted model, not a curated record. The transcript has 11 exons. Bases 554 to 1612 code for a protein of 352 amino acids.